CGUGAAGGCUAUUACUGCUAUCAUGGCUGACCUCUAAUGAAGAGAGUAUUUGAGCUGAAUUUGACAUUUUCUCUCAAAGUUUGUGCGACGUUCGCCUGAAGACUUUUGCCGUGGACUUUGGGCUAGAACUUAGUGUUUUUUUGUCACGAGCUUACGCAGAACUUCAUCGAGAAAGAAAUUAUUCAUUUGACCAACGGUACCUACGGUAAAAGCGAUCUGAUGUAUCGACUCGCCUCGCCUGAAUCACCUCUGACAGCCAUCUUUUUCAUCUUCCUCACCAUCGGUGUGAAAGCUCUACCCUCGGGAGAGUACAACACAGGAACACCCUCAACAGCUCCUAGUCUAAAGGAUGGCAAAACGUACCCAAUCCCCAGAAGUUACGAGAGCCAAGUGGGGAAUACUAACUAUGGAGGUAACGUUAAUACAGAAGGGAGUAACAACCUAGCUGGGAAUGAAAACCUGAUUCGAAAUCAGAACGCAGCAGGAAACCUGAACAGGGCAGGAAAUAACAACAUGGCAGGAAAUAACAAUUCUGCCGGUAAUAAUAACAGAGCUGGGAGUGGUAACGAAGCGGGGAACGGUAACUCUGCAGGAAAUGGUAACAAAGCAGGAAAUGGAAACUCCGUGGGUAACAGUAACAAAAUUGGGGUUGGAGACACCAUAGGGAGUGAUAACGAAGUCGCAAAUAAUAACGAAGUUGGGGGUGGAAACUCAAUAGGAUCAGGCAACCAAGUGACUGACAAUUAUAAAACCCAAAAUGGUAACAACAAAGUUUCUAAUAACGAUGUGGUGAUUAAAAAUGGUCAAGGUAAAGUUAAUGUUAUUGAAGGGGUGAAUGAAGGCACUGUAAAUAUGGGUUCCCCUACGGGUAGUAACAAUAUGCUUGGAACUAAUAAUCUGUUAGGAUAACUGCGUGAUCGGGGGUACAUGGUUAUGUUUUGUUAAGUUAGGUUCAUAGCAUAUUAGCCACGUUUGUGUAAGUCGGUGCACAAUUUUUUUAUAAUUAUGGUUAUUAUCUUACCAAUGCCACUGCUAUUGAAACUUGUCAUUAGCAUAACUUAAGUUUCUCAGAAUAUCCCCUGACGCUCCAUUCUUAACCAUGUAGCAGAUAUAAGUUUGGCGUGUGUCAAAACUUACAGUGUUUUUAGUGAAAUAAAAGAAAAGAGAAAAAACCCUCCAACUCCUCAAUCUCAAUUCUCUCAAUCUUCAAUCUCUAAGGUGUUGAAUUCAGAUGUGAUAUUCAACGCAUAAUACAUAUUUUCGGUUAUAUUUCUGAUACCAUAAUAUCCUGAAAUUUAACAGUUCGGACAAAAAGUAAAUAAAAUUUAUGCACAUACCCUUUGUGAGCGCGGAUAUUAUAUUUCCAUUUACUCCCACUGCUCGUAAAAAUUGUAAAGCUAAAUUUGAGGAAAUUUGAUGGUAUCUCCAUUUUAAAGUUAAAUUAAGAAACACCUAUAAAAUUGCAGCUUCACUUUUCAGAUACGCUGAAUUGCAGCAUGCUUUAUUUUUAGUUUUGUACAAUGUUAUGUUUCAUAAAUAAAUAUUGUACCUAAAUGUU
This is a messenger RNA of Bemisia tabaci, 1558 nucleotides long. NCBI's taxonomy places the organism in Eukaryota, Metazoa, Arthropoda, Insecta, Hemiptera, Aleyrodidae. The record is from RefSeq and is a predicted model, not a curated record.